Oncorhynchus kisutch (coho salmon) is the source of this 2734-nucleotide messenger RNA. Its product is annotated as active breakpoint cluster region-related protein. The coding region runs from base 79 to 2598 and encodes 839 amino acids. The transcript is spliced from 22 exons. Gene Ontology annotation, molecular function: GTPase activator activity; guanyl-nucleotide exchange factor activity. Gene Ontology annotation, biological process: signal transduction; positive regulation of GTPase activity. The record is from RefSeq and is a predicted model, not a curated record. NCBI's taxonomy places the organism in Eukaryota, Metazoa, Chordata, Actinopteri, Salmoniformes, Salmonidae. Gene Ontology annotation, cellular component: membrane.
UAUUUCGCCUCUGUAGAUACACACUCCCAGUCGCCUCACCCAGUCACCCACGGAUAUUGUUAGAGUUAUAUCAGCGCAAUGGAGUUAUUCAAUGAGGCAGUGGACUACCUUGAGACACAGCAUAUCCCAGUGGAGGCUGUAGAUGGUACAGGGCCUGAUCCACUGGAGGAUGAUGUGUUUCCAGAGGAGGAUGUGUUCUCCCCCCUCCAGACAGACAGCAUGGACCUGCCCGACACCCCCGUCCUGCGUACCCUGGAAGAGAUGCUGGUUAGGAGGCUCAUGGUCCUGAGAACGGUCCUGGACAGUGAGAAGAUCUACCUCAAUGAGCUAGAGACACUGUUAAUGCCUAUGAAGGCCUUGAAGGCCACAGCAGGGACGUCUCAGCCAGUUCUGUCCAGCCAGCAGGUCCGAACUGUGUUCUAUCAGGUGCCUGAGCUCAGAGACCUGCACAGAGACUUCUACACUUGCCUGAGGGACCGCCUGGGGCCGCUGGGGCCACAAAUACACCCAGAGACAGACCCGGGGCAGGGGCCGGGGAAAGAGCAGGGCCAAAUGGGCUUCCACCUAACUGUUGGAGACCUCUUCCUUAAGAUUGUGAGCCAGAUAGGUGUGUAUCGUGGUUUCAUAGAUAACUAUGAGAGUGCUGUGGAGAUCGUGAGGAGGUGUACUCAGACUGACAAGCGCUUCAGAAUACUGGCUGAGAGUAUGAUGUUUUAUAAUGGAUCAGACAAAUCUAAGACGGAAUACACCUUUGAGGCUCUGCUGUACAAGCCUCUGGACAGAGUCACCAAGACAACCUUAGUGCUGCAUGACCUGCUGAAGCACACUCCCCAGACGCAUGGUGACCACCCCAUGCUGCUGGAGGCUCUGAGACUGUCCCAGAGCUUCCUGUCUGGGGUCAACGAGGGGUCACAAUGCAAACAAGAGGUCACCCUCAGCAGGGGCAUGCGGCGUCAGCUGAUGCGUGAUGGCUUCGUGGUGGAUGUGUGUGAGGGGGGGCGUAACCUUUGCCAUCUCUUCCUGUACACUGACCUGCUGCUAUGCACCAAACUCAAGGGCGGGGCCCAAGGUAAGCAGGCCCAGUACAGGUUCUGUUGGUACCUGCCUCUAGCUGGACUGAAACUCCGCUGGGGACCAGAGAUGGAGCGCACCACAGACACACACCAGCGCAUACACACCAUGAGAGCUAAGAUGUACGUGCUCAGACACGAACUGCGACAGAUCAUGAAGCCUGUCCCACUGAAGUCCUUGGCUGCUCGAACUUCAGAGCGAGGCAGGAAGAAAAUGGAGCACCUUGAACUGAUGUUUCUCACACAGUCUCCCUUCCUCCCCCUGGAACUACACAGCCCCAGCGGCAAGAGCCACACUCUGGUGAUGUCAUCUCUGUAUGAACUAGAGGAGUGGAGAGAGGCCAUCCACAGACUCACCGGAGAUAACAUAGAAACGGUUCCUCCAGAUCUGCUCACCUUGACCAGCUCCUGUGUUAAACUGAGAAUGACCCAACAGCCUCCCCUACACGGCAUACUGCCUCAAAGUGAGGAGGAGUCUCUAUGUGGGACUCUCAGUGUAGCCAUUCACUCUGCCUGUGGAUUACAACAGCCAGCCAGUGUGUAUGUGUGUGUGGAGGUGGAUGGCUUUGAGUUCUAUGAGAGCCAAGCCCAGACCCAUUCCUCUGUCAGCAGUCUCUGCCCUCACUGGGACCAGGAGUUCUCAUUCCAGGUGGAUGGGGCUCAGAACCUCAGGGUGCUGGUUGUGUUACAGCCAGAGGUAGAAAAGAUCUGUGAGGGCCAAGUCCUUGGCAAGACCUCCAUACAGCUGGACCCAUCCCUCCUACAGAAGCGAUGGAGGAGACAGACCGUAUCUCUAGGCCAGGUGGUUGUGAGUCUGUCUCUAAAGUACUACCCUCACCCUCUAGACCGGCCCAGUCUGGCCCCCGCCCAGCAACAGCGCAUCUUCUGCAUGCCCAUUGGAGCUGUGGCACAACAGGAGGGAGUCCUGGUGCCACAUGUGGUGCGUUGCUGUGUAGAGGAGGUGGAGAGGAGAGGAAUGGAGGAGGUGGGCAUCUACAGGCUAUCAGCAGCUACCAGUGACAUCAACAACCUCAAGACUGCCUUCAACACCAACCUGCGUGAGGCAGUGUCCAGGUUGAGGUGUGUAGAUGUGAAUGCUGUCUCAGGUAUACUGAAGCUCUACUUCAGGGAGCUGCCGGAACCCCUUAUACCUACAGAGCUGUUUCAGAGCUUCACCAAGGCGUUGGACAUCCCAGACCUGAGCUCCAGGAGUGUGUCCAUGUUGUCUCUGCUCCAGUCCUGUCCCUCCGUCAACCAAAACACCUUCCUGUUCCUCCUCCACCACCUCAAACGAGUGUCAGAUAGACAGGAUGUGAACAAGAUGCCUCUAAUGAACCUGGCCACUGUGUUUGGUCCCAGUCUACUGCGCCCCCCUGUGGCUGUUCUGGGGCAGAGCAGCCCGCCAGUGGACAUUUCUCAGGAGGUGGUGGUGCAGGUCCAGGUUGUGUAUUCCUACCUGCAGUGUGACAACCUGCCAGCAGCCCAGACCUGCUUACCACAUGACACAGCGACCUGCGACAGCGACUGAGGAGGAUUAGACAACCAGCAAGUGAACCAACUCCUGGAAACAUCACGGUUGGCCAACAGAAACUAAGGGGAGAAAAAAAAGAAGACUUGUAAACUACAGACACUGUAAAGAUUAAAUGUAUUUAUUUGGGUUGACA